This is a messenger RNA of Prorocentrum cordatum, 1491 nucleotides long. NCBI's taxonomy places the organism in Eukaryota, Dinophyceae, Prorocentrales, Prorocentraceae. The record is from the annotation of a GenBank genome assembly.
AAGUUUCGAAACUUCCUGGGCUCAGGCCCCCCCUGGCCGGCCGCGUCCUCGCCAACACCGUACCCUUAUGGCCGGGCGGCGCUGCUGAGAGCUGGCGCCUCACCUCUCGGGCGCGGAUGCCGCCCCCCCCGCUGGCAGCGGUGCUCGCGCUUGCGCUGCCACACGCCGCCGUGUCCCUGGCCCCCGUGCAGUCCAGGACGGUGGUCACGUCUCCCUCCUUCGAGCAGUUUGUGGAGCUGCACGAGCGCGACUACGCGCCCGGGAGCGAGGAGUACUCUUGGCGCGCGGGCCUCUACGCGCGCACCGCCGAGGCGGUCGACGGCCACAACGCGGACCCCUCCCGGAGCUGGACGGCCAGCGUGGGCAAGUUCGCGGAUUACACGGCGGAGGAACGCCUGGGGCUUCACGGCCUGGUCCACGGCGAGCCUGGUGGGGCCGCCGCGGAGGCCGUGGACGGCAGCCCAGUGGUGAACCUGGCGGCGCGGAGGGAGGAGUUCCCGAAGUUCUUCUCGUGGGGCCACCUGCGCUCGCUGCGCCAGGUGAAGAACCAGGGUUCGUGUGGCUCGUGCUGGGCGGCGUCCGCGCUCAAGGCCCUGGAGGCCCACUACGAGAUAGCCACGAACAAGACCAAGACUUUCUCCGUGCAGCACCUCGUGUCGUGCGCGGAGAACACGAGGCACUGCGGCGGCACUGGGGGCUGCCACGGCGCGACUUCGGACAUCGCGUUCCAGUACAUCUUGGAGCACGGCAUCCUCACAGAGGACCAGUACCCCUACAUGCACAGGGACGAUAAGUGCCCGAGCGCCCUGGCGGCCAGAUCCACGCGGGCGGCCGACCUGGGCAUGCUCACGUGGGAGCGCCUCCCGGAGAACGAGUACGACCCCGUGGUCCGCACUCUCGUGGAGGUGGGGCCGCUGGUCGUGUCGGUGGCCGCCUCGAGCGGCUUCGCGGAUUACGGGAUUUCGGUUUACCAGCAGGGCGUCUACGACAAUUGCAGGCAGGACGCGGUGCUGAACCACGCCAUGGUGUUGUUCGGCUACGGCCAGUCGCUGAAGGGCGGCCGCAGCCAGGGCUACUGGCAGCUGCAGAACUCCUGGGGCAGGGACUGGGGCGAGGGCGGCACCAUGCGCAUGUUGCGGCGGAUUCAGAGCACGCCCAAGGAGGAGGAGUUCUACUGCGGCGUCGACAGGGAGCCCCUGAAAGGCUCUGGCUGCCCAGGCGGCCCCGACACGAUCAAGGUGUGCGGCUCCUGUGGGAUCCUUUUCAAGGGCACCUUCCCGCGCAUGUCCGCGGCGAAGACGGAGUCCCCGCCCGUCCGGCAGCGCCACUGGUUCCGCUGAGCCUCCCGCGAGCGCCCCGCGCGCGGCCUCUGGAGGUCGUCGCGUCCGUCGCCGUCGCCGUUGUCGCUGCCGCCGCCUGCGUCGCCAUCGUCGUCGUCAUCGCCGUCAUCGUCGUCGUUGCCGCGGCCCCCCCUGGCCGUUGGAAGGUGGA